AUGUCCAGUGCUUUUAAACCAGAGCCAAUUCUCAAGCUUCCGCAUAAUGUUAUCCAAUUGAUAAUUGAUUGUAUUCCUAAUGAUUAUUUAGAAGUUUAUUCUGACAUUCCAAUCUUGCAAGAAUUUGCAGCACGUUCAGUAUAUCGCUACAUAAAAAUCGUUUCUGCUGAUGAGUUUUACCAUAUGGAUAAAUAUCAAGCCAUUCCAAGACUAGAGCCAGUCGAUUAUGAGGUGGAAGACUACUUCGCGAAUGUAAGGGAGUAUAAAAAAUUGCGGCCAGUUGCACUCGUGCAAUUGAUGAAGAAGUAUACAAACUUUUGUCCCAACAUUGUUUGUUUUACCCAUAUUGAAUUAUUCAUGUGGUUUCAUAAAAAGCAUCCAGAGAUUUUAAAGAAAUUACCCAGAAUUGAUUUCACUUUGUUAAAUGAAUCUAUCCCAAGCAAUGUAAACAGUUUUGAUUUUGAGAUAUACAACGUUUACCGAGUUUGGGAAGUACCAGGAUUGUCUAACAAAAAACUAUUCUCGUCAAUUAAAUCCCUUCGCUGUGACAACUUUCAAAUAAAUUUUCGAGAAGGCUGGGGUGAAAACCUUCAAGAGUUGGAAUUCAUUGGAAACUUUCGAACACUCCCACCCUUGCCAUCUACUUUAAGAAAGUUGCAAUUAGGAGGAAGUGGUAGUCUACCCUCGCAGUUUAUGAGACAGCAAAUAGAUCUAUCUUCGAGCUCACUUCCUAGCUUCCCUUUGGGAUUGGAAUGCUUAAAAUUAUUUAUCUGUGACUUUGACGAAUUGGAUAUUUCGUAUUUGGAAAAUUUACGUGACUUUCAUCUCGUGGCGGAUAUAAAGAGUAUGAGCCAGUUAAAGCUUCCUUUGCAAAUUCAACGUGUGGCAUUAAAGAACUCACGAAAUGGAGGUUCCACAUCUAUUAUGCAGAGUUUAAAAUCCCUAGAAUCAUACAAAAACUUGAGAGAAUUUAGAAUUGAAGACAAGAAUGUAUGGAGAAGAACAUCAGUCCUUGACAAUGUAGUGUUUCCUCAAUCUUUAGAGACAUUAGAAAUUAAUAUUCACAAUUUCUCUGCUAAGCAAACAGGCUGGCAGGAAGAGGAUCCGUUCACGAAUUGUAAGCUUCCUCCGGGCUUGAAAGUUCUUCAAAUUCAGACGCACAUCGGACUCGAAAAUCCAUCAAAAAUGGAAAUUCCCAAUUCACUAAAGUUUUUAAAUAUUAAUACAGUGCAAGUGAUUACUCAUGAGGAUGAAUACUUUGACCAGGGCGGCCCCCAUGAUUGGAGCAAUGUGCAGCUUCCGUCCCUCACUGGCUUGAGACUUGGUGCAUCUACUUUCUAUGGGAUUGUUUUCCCAGAAUCCUUACUUAGCUUGGAAUGUUCCUCGCCUAGCAAGAUCAAAAUCGGCGAUAUAAUGUUUCCAAAGCAUUUAAUACAUCUCAAAAUUUCAAUGCUAAAGCUGGCGGAAUUGAACGACCUUCCACCCAUGUUGCAAAAAUUGGAUUUGCUUGAAAAUGAACUCGAGAAAGUGAUUAUCAACAACGCACCUUCACUAAAAGAAGUUGAAUUGCUGUGUAAUAUUUUUGGCAAUAUUAGUGGUUCUAACUUUCAAUUACCUGAUACGGUUGAAAUACUUUCGUUAGAAGAAUGUCCAUGGGUUAAAGAAAUCUCUGCCAAUGUGUUCCCGACAAAUUUGAGAAAGCUUGAUUUGAAACAUACUCCAGUGAGUCCCAAUGCAAUUAAUAACAUAAUUUCAUCAAACUAUCAGCACUUGACUCAUUUGGAUCUAUUCAGUUGCAAAAUUUCAAAAUUAGAUAAGUUACCUCCAACAUUGGAAUGGAUCCGAUUAGACAGAAAUCCAAUUUCUUCGUUUUCACCAACAGCUUUAUCCGAGUUAAUAAAAUUGAAGGUAUUGUCAAUGAGAAGUACUGAAAUCAAUGGAUUUCUCGAGAAUGGAAAUAAAUUGGUAUUUCCUGGUUCUUUGAUUAGUUUGGAUUUAUCUGGUAAUCAUUUCCACCCAGGUGCAGUCAGAAGUUUAGUAUUGUAUCUGUGCGUCAACUUACAAGAAUUGAUUCUUGUUCAUAAUCCAGACAUGAACGAUGUUCAAAUUUUGGUUGAUGUAGUUAAGACGUUUUGUCCGGCUAUUGAUGAGUUCACUUUGGAUGGUACUCAUAGAGAACGUGUAAGAGGAGAUCAUGAUUUUAUAUGCUGGUCCACAAUGAUUGAACAGAAGUACUUUGACUGGUACGAUUGA
Molecule: messenger RNA, 2253 nt
Organism: Hemisphaericaspora subhashii
Lineage: Eukaryota; Fungi; Ascomycota; Pichiomycetes; Serinales; Debaryomycetaceae
Exons: 1
Coding region: 1-2253 (750 amino acids)
Biological process (GO): SCF-dependent proteasomal ubiquitin-dependent protein catabolic process
Cellular component (GO): SCF ubiquitin ligase complex
Molecular function (GO): protein binding
Source: RefSeq, a predicted model, not a curated record